This is a messenger RNA of Rhipicephalus microplus (southern cattle tick), 1580 nucleotides long. RefSeq lists its product as uncharacterized. Gene Ontology annotation, molecular function: cell adhesion molecule binding. The record is from RefSeq and is a predicted model, not a curated record. Lineage: Eukaryota; Metazoa; Arthropoda; Arachnida; Ixodida; Ixodidae. Gene Ontology annotation, cellular component: plasma membrane; cell-cell junction. Gene Ontology annotation, biological process: cell-cell adhesion.
CCAAGUGGCGGCGCCCGCGGCGGUGGGCGCGAGCGCGGCAUCACGUCGCUGCUUGCCGGACAGCGCCGACGCGUGCAUGGAUGGAUGCGUACCCGUGCUGCUGGCGCUGUGGGCCUACGCCACGCUGUCCGAGGAAGCUGUGCCUCUGACGGAAGGCGAAGUCGAAGCCAAGAAGAAGGCGGACAGCGUCGAGGCGUUGACCACCAUCAAGUGCCUAUCGCGGAGGCCUGGAGCCACUCUCGAGAAAGAGCAGAUAGGCGACGGUCAGAGCGGUGUCAAGGCGCGGAACAAGGCCCGUGUAGAAGACGACGCUGCCGAAGGCAACCAACAGGGCAACACCAACAACGUCGUCGAGGAAGCAGUUUGGAGGGAGUGCGACUUGCAGCUGAGCGAAAGCUGCAUCCAAUCUGCUAUGGAACCCUGCCAAUCCUUACAGUCCUGCGCAGACUACUCAACUUCUGUCCCCGCCCAACAAACGCCUGAAGAGGUCGUCCCAACCGACAAGUCUCACGCGGUGCCGAGCUACUCCGUGGUGGCCCGUGAAGGCGACGAGCUCCAGCUGUCGUGCGGCUCGGCGGGCGCCGACAGCUGGCUCGCACUCGGCGGCGAAACUCCGAGCCGCACGUUAAUGGGGACGGUGCGAGCACCCCGGGGGAGGACGACGCCAACGCCCGUAGCGCCAGACCUGAGGGGACGACUGCUGCGGUUCGGCCGCGUGCGGAGGCAGCACUCCCGUCGCUACACGUGCCGCUUCAAGUCAGCGCGUGGAUACCACGUCCUCGUCGACGUCAACCUUGUCGUUCAAUAUGCCCCGUCAGUGGAGCCUCUGGAAGUGCGGCGCGACGAGAAGGACUCCCGGUUGGUGUGCGUCGCGGGGGCGGAACCUUCGCCAGAGAUUGCUUGGCUCCGAGAUGACCAGCCACUUGCCGAGCACAUCACUCCUUCACUCAGGACUGAAAAUGCGUCGCAAGGCUGCCUUCGGAUAUCCAAGUUACACUUAAGCGAAGCCUCGGGUGACGCCGAGGUUCCUCACAAGUACACCUGCGUGGCACGUAACUCACUAGGCACAUCUAGCCGCUCACUCCUCCUCCGAAAUGAUGACAGCUCAACUCCUCCCAACGCCAGCGUUGUCCAGGAUCGCGACCCGUUGGACGGUGUUCCCGUAAAGCGAUUCAAGAUCACCGGCUUCGUGAUCGGCAUGCUGCCACCUCUGUUCAUCUCCUUCUACAUUAUCCUCAAGCUCGGGUACCGAUCUAGGUACGCCGAGGAAAGAGCCGAGGAAGCCGGAAUGAUGGAAGAACCUUUCUUCAUCAGUAACUAAGCCCGCCGUUUUGCCCAAACCACAACAGAGUGACUACCACCAAAUUGUACGCAGCUCUAGUCCUUCCUGGUAGACCAAUACCGUCCCAGGAAUUUUUGUUCGUUCCCACUUGUGUCUAGCGAGACGAGUUUUAAAUAUUUCUCUCUAACUCCUGCCGAAGGUUGGCUGGAGCGCCUACGACUGACUACAUUCACCCCCGUAUUCUAGAACGUCCCUUCACUCAACGCUUCACCUUCACUCAACGCUUCACCUUCACUUG